AUGAACACAACAUCCAACAGCGUCAGCGAAAUACUCUUAGCUACACCUUACAAAUUGAACGUUUAUAUCGGUACGUUUCUAUGGAUUGCAGGCAAUUUCGGUUGUCUGGGAAAUUUAAUAGUGUUCAGAUCUCGAACGUUUUUUCAACGUGCCUAUUCGAUUUAUUUACUAUUAGAAGCUUUAUCAAGUUUGAUUUAUUUCGAUUUUUUGUUGCUGACACGGAUUUUGCAACGUGGUUUUCAAAUUCCAAUUACAACACGUUUUGAUCCUCUUUGUAAACUCCGGCAAUUCGAUUCUGUUUGGAAUCACGUAGUUUCGUUGAGCCUGUUCACGCUUGCACUUGUGGACCGAAUUCUAUCUCUACAGCAAACCGAUGCAUAUCGUAAAUGGAGCAAUCGGGCGGACUUAGCUUACCGAUUGGCGCUGGUCACUGUCUUAUUUUGGUUGUUAUUUUUUGGUCAUCGACUUGUUCUAUACAGUACGACAAAUAAUCAAUGUAUUCCUCGACCGGGAGUCUAUGCUGUUUUUGACGAGUACAUCGAAGCAUGUGUAACAGCAAUGUGCACGCCAAUAGUUAUGAUUAUUCUUGGUAUUUGUUUGUUACGUAGUGUUCGAAGUUUAAUCAAGAAAAAAAUCAUUCCGAUGAACGAAAGUCGACCAGUGGCGGCUAUACAACCGUCAAUUUUAAAAAAGAUCGAUUCUCAGUUAGCAGUGAUGCUUCUGGUGCAAAUAAUUAUUGCUUUGACAACACGUAUUCCAUAUGCGACUUAUCUGAUCUAUUCGAAUUUGACACGAUAUCAGGUGAAAUCGGCUUAUCGAACUGCUGUAGAAAAUAUUACAUCCGAAACGGUGAACCUGAUGUCGUAUUCAUUUUUUACGUCGAGUUUCUACGUUUCAUUGAUGACUAAUAAUGGAUUCCGUCGAAUUUUUAAAAAAUUCAUUCGAAAAUAUCGUCCAAAAUGUAAUUGUAAACUGCACAAGUCAAACAAAACUCUGAACGGAAUUAUCGUAAAUCAUUCUCCUUAG
This is a messenger RNA of Adineta ricciae, 1026 nucleotides long. The record is from the annotation of a GenBank genome assembly. NCBI's taxonomy places the organism in Eukaryota, Metazoa, Rotifera, Eurotatoria, Adinetida, Adinetidae.